Molecule: messenger RNA, 6786 nt
Organism: Medicago truncatula (barrel medic)
Lineage: Eukaryota; Viridiplantae; Streptophyta; Magnoliopsida; Fabales; Fabaceae
Exons: 7
Coding region: 1-6786 (2261 amino acids)
Biological process (GO): proteolysis
Molecular function (GO): aspartic-type endopeptidase activity; RNA-DNA hybrid ribonuclease activity; nucleic acid binding
Source: RefSeq, a predicted model, not a curated record
AUGGCAGAUGCUGAACAAACGAACAGUGACCUUAGGGAAGAGGUUAGUAGCCUCAAGGAAGGUAUGGAAAAAAUAACUGCAAUGAUGAUGGACAUGUUGGCCGCACAGGCACAAGCCUCUCAAGCAAAAGUUGUUCAGACUGUUCGGGCAGAUGUUGAAGUCUCACAGCCUGCUGGUUCUACCGCAACUAUUGGUAUUACACAGCCUUUGGUGAAUCAGUUUUCCUCUGGUGAUAUGACAAAUAUGUAUAGUUCAGGGUUUCGUCCUGCUGGCUCUCUUGGUUCUUCUAUUCCUCCUCAGUAUCAUAUGCCGCCAGGCUAUCCGUGGGGCAUGCCACUCGCAAAUAAUGAAGGUGUUCGUCAUAAUGCACCAGAAAUGCAGUUUUCUUUUGGACAUCAACAAACACCGUUUUAUCAGUCCGGCCAGCCUUGUCCUCAGGCCACUAUGACCUAUGCUGGACCCCUUGUUCAUGCUGCUCAUCAAGAAGAAGAACAGGUUUAUCACUCCAAUAGUGUGGCUGGUGAUGAUAGGGUGGGAAACUUGGAAGAAAGGUUUGAGGCGGUGCACAAAGAGUUAAAGACUAUCCGCGGUAAAGAAAUGUUCAGUCAGAAUGUGAAUGACCUCUGCUUGGUUCCAGAUGUGGUGAUACCUCAUAAGUUUAAAAUGCCGAUCUUUGAAAAGUACACAGGGGAUACUUGCCCUGAGAUGCACUUAGUCACAUAUGUCAGGAAGAUGGUUGCUCACAAGAAUAAUGAGCCUCUGCUUAUUCACUGUUUCCAGGACAGUUUGACUGGUCCCGCACACACAUGGUAUAUGAAUUUGAAGGGCAUCACAACCUUUGAGGAAUUGGCCAAUGCUUUCAUCCAACAGUACAAGUAUAACUCUUAUCUGGCACCUAACCGGAAAGAACUGCAAUCUAUGACUCAGGGUGAUAAGGAAUCUUUCAAGGAAUACGCUCAACGCUUCAUUCAGAAGUCUGCUCAAAUCCGUCCGCCUCUGGAUGAAAGAGAAGUGUCCGAUCUAUUCUAUGAGACUCUGAGCCCUUUCUACUCAGAGAAGAUGCUUGGUUGUGCUUCACAGAAGUUUACCGAUAUGGUAGAUAUGGGUGUGCGCAUUGAAGAUUGGGUCCGUAAGGGACGUGUAAGUAGAGAUGGUGCUUCUUCAGCUGGUUCAUCUAAUGGUAAUAGGAAGUUCGGAAAUGGGUACUCAAAGAAGAACGCUCAAGAGGUUGGCAUGGUGGCCCAUGGCGGAUCCCAGCCUAUAUACCCUAGCUACCCCUAUGUUGCUAACAUUCCACCACCUACCCCAACUCCACAAAAUCCAAACUAUCAACUACAAAGGCCUCAAACACCCCAUCCAUAUUAUCCACCACUAUAUCAACCACAACCUUAUCAACCCCAACCGUUUUAUCAACAACCAUACUAUCCCCCACCACCUCAACAGCAACAGCCUCGCCCUCGAGCUCAACAACAACAUACUCGCCCUCAAAGAAACCAAUUUCCCCCUAUCCCCAUGACAUAUGAAGCCUUGUUACCUUCCUUGCUUGCCCGAGGUCUUGUUCAGACCCUACCACCUCCUCGUGUGCAGAACCCUUUACCCCCUUGGUUCCGUGCUGAUCGAAAUUGUGCCUUCCAUCAAGGGGCACCAGGACACGACAUUGAACACUGUUACCCCCUUAAAGAGGCAGUUCAAAAGUUGAUUCACAGCAAAGAUUUAUCCUUCACUGACCCGAACCCUGCUGCUCCAGACCAUCCUCUGCCACCCCAUGGGCCUACUGUUAACAUGGUUGAAGAUUAUCAAGAAGGGGGUCUUGUCACUCGCUCUCAGGAUAUCAAAACUCCGUUGGUUCUGUUACAUGUGAAGAUGUGUGAGGCAGCUAUGUUUAGCCACAAUCAUAAUAUUUGUGAGGUAUGUUCUGUGGAUCCCCGCGGUUGCGCGCAGGUUCAAGAUGAUGUGCAAGGGCUAAUGGAUCGGGGAGAGCUGGUAGUCACAAGGGAGGACAAGAGUGUCUGUGUUGUAAUCCCUGUGUUCAAAGAUAGUGCGAAACCAAUUGAUGGUGUUACUCCAGUGUUCAAGGACAAUUCCAAGCCAGCUGUCACUCCUCUUGUGAUUUGUGUGCCGAGACCCAAGCCGUUUUUCUCUCCAAACGCCAUGCCGUAUAACUAUGAACCUACAAGCAUAGAGAAUGGUAGAGAGAUAUCCUGGAGUCCCUCAACUUCCGUGAGUAACAUUGCAGAGAAUAGUCAAAUUUUGAGAAGUGGACGCAUCCUUCCGGCUGUUGUGCAAGCAAAGAAGAAAGCCCCGGUGAUAGAGUCAGUGCCAAUACCAGAUCCUAGCAAGGGUAAGAGUGUGGUUCAACCUGGUGAAACUGAUAAUGAUGAGAUUUUGAAGCUGAUCAAGAAAAGUGAUUAUAAGAUAGUGGAUCAGUUAUUGCAGACUCCAUCAAAGAUUUCUAUCAUGUCAUUGUUGACAAGCUCUGAUGCUCAUAGGGAUGCAUUGAUGAAAGUGUUGAAUCAAGCCUACGUAGACCAUGAUGUGACUUUGGGUCAAUUUGGGAGCAUUGUUGGAAAUGUGACGGCAUGCAACAAUUUGAGUUUCAGUGAUGAAGACCUCCCAGUGGAGGGGAAGAACCAUAAUAUGGCCUUGCAUAUCUUUGUUAUGUGCAAAACAGAUUCUUUGUCCAAUGUCUUGAUAGACACCGGUUCUUCUCUCAAUGUGAUGGCGAAGACGACCUUUGAUAAAUUGACAUAUUCAUAUGGAUUUAUUAGGCCUAGUUGCGUAUCAGUAAGGGCGUUUGAUGGAUCCAGGAAGACGGUAUGGGGAGAAGUAGAUUUACCUAUCACUGUUGGGCCCCAAGAGUUUAAAGUUACAUUCCAGGUAAUGGAUAUUCAAGCUUCCUACAGCUGUCUACUUGGUAGACCAUGGAUUCAUGAAGCCGGGGCAGUAACAUCCACCCUUCAUCAAAAGUUAAAGUUUGUGAGUCGUGGAAAACUUGUUACAGUAAGUGGGGAAUCAGCUCUGUUGGUUAGCCAUUUGUCGUCUUUUUCCUUCAUUGGUGGUGAAAGUUCGGAUGGAACGUCAUUCCAAGGGCUUUCGGUUGAAAGCGGUACUACAAGAGGUGAAACAUGCAUGGCAUCUCUAAAGGAUGCUCAGAGAGUAAUUCAAGAAGGAAAGGCGGAAGGUUGGGGGAAGCUAGUACAGUUGCCCGAGAACAAGCGCAAAGAAGGUAUGGGUUUCUCCGGCAAUAAGCAAGUGAUGUUCGACCCAACUAGGGGUACUUUUCACAGUGCUGGAUUCAUUAAUGCGCCGCCUGAGACUAAUGCAAUCUUGGAAGAUCAAUCAGGAGAAGUGGCACCUGACUUUGUGACUCCGGGUGGAAACUGCUGCAAUUGGAUUGCUGUUGACAUCCCUUCUGUGAUACCUCUUUCUAAACUGAACAUACAUGAGCCCGUUGAACAUGAUGACCCUAUGUUACCUUCCAACUUUGAGUUCCCAGUUUACGAAGCUUGGGUAGAAGAGGACGAGGAGAUUCCCGAUGAGCUCCGAUGGAUGUUAGAGCAAGAAAGAAAAGCCAUUCAGCCUCACAAGGAAGAAAUAGAGUUAAUCAACCUGGGCACUGAGGAUGAUAAAAAAGAAAUUAAGAUUGGAGCGUCGUUGGAGGCGUCUGUCAAGAAAAAGAUAAUUGAGCUUCUCAGAGAGUAUGAUGAUAUAUUUGCAUGGUCCUACAAAGACAUGCCGGGGUUAGACCAUGAUGUUGUGGAACACCGUUUGCCUUUGAAGCCCGAGUGUCCUCCAGUCAAGCAGAAGUUAAGAAGAUCUCAUCCAGAUAUGGCUCUCAAGAUCAAAGAGGAAGUGCGAAAGCAAAUUGAUGCAGGUUUCUUGAUUACCUCCGAAUAUCCUCAAUGGUUGGCCAACAUAGUGCCCGUUCCAAAGAAAGAUGGUAAGGUCAGAAUGUGUGUUGACUAUCGGGAUUUGAACAAAGCUAGUCCGAAGGAUGAUUUCCCUUUACCUCACAUUGAUGUAUUGGUUGAUAGUACUGCUAGAUGCAAGGUAUUCUCCUUCAUGGAUGGGUUCUCCGGGUAUAACCAGAUCAAGAUGGCUCCAGAGGAUAGAGAAAAGACGUCGUUCAUCACGCCUUGGGGCGCUUUCUGCUACUUAGUAAUGCCAUUUGGGUUGAUAAAUGCUGGUGCCACUUACCAGAGAGGCAUGACUAAAAUAUUCCACGAUAUGAUACAUAAAGAGAUCGAAGUGUAUGUGGAUGAUAUGAUUGUCAAAUCGGGUACUGAAGAAGAACAUGUUGAAUCCGGCAAGCUCUUGGGUUUUAUCGUCAGCCAGAAGGGUAUUGAAGUAGAUCCCGACAAAGUCAAAGCUAUCAGAGAAAUGCCUGCUCCAAGGACAGAGAAACAAGUUAGAGGGUUUCUAGGAAGAUUAAACUAUAUCUCCAGAUUCAUCUCUCAUAUGACUGCCACAUGUGGGCCGAUAUUCAAGUUACUCCGUAAAGAUCAAGGGAUUGUUUGGACGGAAGAUUGCCAGAAAGCUUUUGACAGCAUCAAAGGGUAUUUGUUAGAACCUCCGAUUCUUGUUCCUCCGGUCGAAGGGAGGCCUUUGAUCAUGUAUUUGACUGUGUUAGAAGAUUCUAUGGGUUGUGUGUUGGGUCAACAAGACGAGACUGGAAAGAAAGAGCACGCCAUUUACUACUUGAGUAAGAAGUUUACCGAUUGUGAGUCCCGAUAUUCUAUGCUUGAGAAAACCUGUUGCGCUUUGGCAUGGGCUGCUAAGCGUCUUCGUCAUUAUAUGGUUAAUCACACUACUUGGUUGAUAUCCAAAAUGGAUCCGAUCAAGUACAUUUUUGAGAAGCCGGCUUUAACAGGAAGAAUUGCUCGUUGGCAGAUGUUAUUGUCCGAGUAUGAUAUUGUCUACCGCACUCAGAAAGCCAUCAAGGGUAGUAUUCUUGCUGACCAUUUAGCUCAUCAACCAAUUGAAGAUUAUCAGCCUAUCAAGUUUGAUUUUCCAGAUGAAGAGAUCAUGUAUUUAAAGAUGAAAGAUUGUGACGAACCAUUGUUUGGUGAAGGUCCUGAUCCAGACUCCAAGUGGGGUUUGAUAUUUGAUGGGGCUGUUAAUGUGUAUGGUAAUGGAAUAGGGGCAGUUAUCCUUACUCCAAAGGGUACUCAUAUUCCUUUCACUGCAAGACUCCGGUUUGAUUGUACGAACAACAUUGCAGAAUAUGAAAUCAAAGGAAAAUGGGAGACUCACCAUGAUGGUUUGGUACCUUACAGAGACUAUGCAAGACGUCUGUUGACUUUCUUCAACAAGGUGGAACUGCACCACAUUCCUCGGGAUGAGAAUCAAAUGGCAGAUGCCCUAGCUACUUUAUCUUCAAUGAUCAAAGUGAAUCAUGGCAACGAUGUGCCGCUGAUCAGUGUCAAAUUCCUUGAUAGGCCUGCUUAUGUGUUUGCAGCCGAAGCAGUUUUCGAUGAUAAGCCGUGGUUUCAUGAUAUUAAAGUGUUUCUUCAAACUCAAGAGUACCCUCCUGGGGCAUCCCGUAAAGAUAAGAGAACUUUAAGAAGAUUGUCUGGUAACUUCUUUCUAAGUGGAGAUGUUUUGUACAAAAGGAACUUUGAUUCAGUUUUGCUCAGGUGUGUGGACCGACGAGAAGCAGAUUUGUUAAUGCAUGAGAUACAUGAAGGAUUAUUUGGGACCCAUUCUAGUGGAUAUUCAAUGGCUAAGAAAGCAUUGAGAGCAGGCUACUACUGGAUAACGAUGCAUGCUGACUGCCAUCACUAUGCUAAGAAAUGUCACAAGUGCCAGAUUUAUGCGGACAAGAUUCAUGUGCCGCCGUCUAUGCUCAAUGUUAUCUCAUCUCCGUGGCCGUUCUCUAUGUGGGGCAUUGAUAUGAUUGGUCGGAUCGAACCAAAAGCUUCCAACGGACAUCGUUUCAUACUAGUGGCCAUUGACUACUUCACCAAGUGGGUUGAAGCGGCGUCUUACGCCAAUAAGAUGGUGGUCACCUAUAAGGACUGGCAUGAAAUGUUACCCUAUGCUCUAUAUGGUUACCGUACUUCGGUGCGUACUUCAACAGGGGCAACCCCUUUUUCCUUGGUGUAUGGUACGGAAGCGAUACUUCCCGUAGAAGUUGAAAUCCCGUCUUUGAGAGUCUUGAUGGAAGCUGAGUUGUCAGAGGCUGAAUGGUGUCAGAAUAGAUAUGAUCAGUUGAAUCUGAUUGAGGAGAAGCGCAUGGCUGCUUUGUGUCAUGGACAACUAUAUCAGGCCAAGAUGAAACAAGCAUUUGAUAAGAAGGUUCGUCCCCGUGAAUUUAAAGAAGGAGACUUAGUGGCCAAGAGUAUCAAGUCUUUUCAACCAGACUCCAGGGGCAAGUGGACACCUAAUUAUGAAGGUCCCUAUGUAGUGAAGAGAGCUUUCUCUGGUGGUGCUUUAAUUCUUACAACCAUGGAUGGAGAGGAUUUACCUCGCCCUGUGAAUUCUGAUGCAUAUCUCUUUCCGUAUGUUGGUCUUUACCGCAGUAAUGGUAAUAGACAGUAUUUCAUUUCGUACGUUCGUCUAAGCAGUGUUUCCUCCCCAGUGAUACCUAUCGGUAUGUCCCCCGGUCAGUAUCGGUUCAGUACCCUUGCAUUCGUAAGUGCAUCGCUCAUAAACAACACAACAGGUUCGUGGGAUAUUCGGAAGAGGGAAAGAGUUUUCCGACUCUGGCAUAGCAAGCAGCAGAUCGAAAUCCUCUCGUUUAAAUUCGCUUUUUCUCCGAUCCAAUCAGAGGUAAAGCUUCGCUAA